ACGCCUGCCUUUGAAGCCUUUGCCAGUGGUAGCAGCGGCCAGGCUGCUUGGAACGAGGACUACGCCCGCGCCUACGUCCGUCUCAGUCUCUUGGGUGUCAACAACAUCAACAGCCUUACCGAAUGCACAAAGGUUCUUCCUCAACCCGUCGAGUCUUACCGCCACAAGGACAAGGGUAGAUUCAACAAGUGGCUCCAGAGUGACGACAACUCAUACACAUCCAAGACUGUUUCCAAGGAUAUCGACGAUGGUUAUGAGAUCUCUAUUCCUGAGGACAAGAUCCCUUCCAGACGUGGUCCUUGGAAGAAGUGGACCACUUUGUUCAAGUGGUGGUAA
Molecule: messenger RNA, 336 nt
Organism: Fusarium graminearum PH-1
Lineage: Eukaryota; Fungi; Ascomycota; Sordariomycetes; Hypocreales; Nectriaceae
Exons: 2
Biological process (GO): response to oxidative stress
Molecular function (GO): peroxidase activity; heme binding
Source: RefSeq, a predicted model, not a curated record